AUGCCUAAAAUAGAUAAAGCCAAUCUACACAAUAAUAAACCAAUGAAUCUGUUCUUUUACAGUUCUGCAAAUGCCAAAAAGUGGGAGGUUGAGCUAGCUACCCUGAAGAGCAACAACCUGCGUCUGACCGCCGCGUUGCAGGAGAGCACUGCCAAUGUUGACGAAUGGAAGCGUCAGCUUCACCAAUACAGAGAGGAAGUGGCGAGGGCUCGACAUUACGCAGGAAAAGGUGCAGAAGCCAACGAAGUAGAACAGUUGCGACAGCGUGUUGCGCAGCUCGAAGCAGAAUUAGCACAGAAGAAUGAAGAGUUAGCGCAGAUCACGAAAUCAAAGAAGAGUGAACAGGACGCUGAAGCUAAAUUAGCCCAAAGCCAGUUGGAGUUGGCUCUUGCCGCUCAGGACGGUCAGCGACAAGUGAUCCAGGCGCUCAACGACCAACUGGCGCGGCAACUUGAUGAGUUGAGCUCGAUCCACCGCGAGCUGAGCGCGGCGCUGGCGACAUGA
This is a messenger RNA of Arctia plantaginis, 504 nucleotides long. The record is from the annotation of a GenBank genome assembly. NCBI's taxonomy places the organism in Eukaryota, Metazoa, Arthropoda, Insecta, Lepidoptera, Erebidae.